UUGUGUGCGUGUCGUUUCGCGAACGAACAAAAAAAAUUGCGCGCGUGCGUUAAAUCCGUGGACAUCCCGACGUCGACGGACAUUCUUCACGGCGGCGGCGACGCGUCGCAUUCGUCGGUUGUUCAUUUUCGUGCUGAUUGGAUAUAAGCGACGACGUUGCGUUGCUCUGGCGUCAGCCACCAUAAGCUUUGUUCUUUAAUAUUACCUGUUGAACAAUUGAAUCUUCCGUAGACGAUGGCAGACAACAAAGUGUUAGGAUGUAUAGGAAGAAAUCUGCUUACAAUUUUGACGGUGGUGGGCGUGUUCGGAGGCACUGCGGUCGGGCUACUUAUCAGGGCGAUGUCAAGUAGCCCCUGGACACCGAGGGAGGUCAUGUAUCUUGCGUUCCCCGGUGAAUUAUUCUUAAGGAUGCUGAAGGCGCUCAUAAUACCGCUUUUGAUGGCCUCCGUCAUCUCAGCCAUCGGUUCAUUAGAUUUAAGUUUGUCCAAAAAAAUAGCAGUUAGGUCAAUUUUAUAUUACGCAACAACGACUAUCUGCGCCGUUAUUUUAGGAAUCUUCCUGGUAGUGACAAUAAGGCCUGGCGAAGGCACGGCACCCUGGAAACCCGCGGACGAUCAUACGUCUGAAGGCGUUCUAACGCGACACGUCUUAACUCAAGAUACUUUGUUAGAUUUGAUAAGAAAUAUGUUUCCCCCCAAUUUGGUUCAGGCUUGUAUCGGACAGUCACAAACAAUUUUAAGAGAACCCAAAAAAGACAUCCUCUUCAGGAAAGGACAAGAUGACAUACUCAGAAGCAUCGUAGCUAAUUCAUCCCUAGAUUCAGAAAUGAAGAGCGCACUGUUCGAUUAUAUUUCCAGCAGCGACAGAAGGAAAAAAGCACUAAACGCGUCUUUGAUGGAUGAAUUGGAGAGAAUCAACUACAAUAAGAGUCACAUUGGUCAGGUUCCAAUCGAGGACGUAUAUCCAGCGGAAAAAUGGAAAUUUGAAGAAAAAUUUGAGAGUACAACGAACGUACUAGGCCUAGUUACGUUUUCCAUAGUAUUCGGCAUCGCCAUGGGUAAAAUGGGCGAACGUGGAAAAGUCUUGUUGGACUUUUUUCACGCCUUAAGCGAGGCCAUGAUGACGAUUACGAGCUGGGUUAUAUGGGCAUCCCCUUUGGGCGUCUUCUUUUUGGUAACAGCCAAAGUCCUAGAGAUAUACAGCUUUGCCGAUUUGGUCGGUAGAUUAGGGCUGUACUUUUGCACGGUCCUGCUUGGUCUCUUCAUACACGGAUUCAUCACCUUAUCAGUCAUUUACUUUUUUACGUUGAGGAGGCUCCCGUUCAAGAUCAUCGCGGGGUUGAGUCAAGUUCUAGCGACCGCUUUUGGAACCGGAUCAAGUUCGGCAACGAUGCCGAUCUCAAUUCAAACAAUGGAUAAGAUGGGUGUGGAUCCGAGGGUCACCAGGUUUGUAAUUCCGGUGGGAGCUACGAUAAAUAUGGAUGGUACUGCUCUGUACGAAGCUGUGGCGGCCAUCUUCAUAGCUCAGCUAAACGACAUUAGCUUGGGAUUCGGCAAAACCGUUGCAGUUUGUCUCACAGCGACUGCGGCUAGUAUAGGAGCCGCUGGCAUACCUCAAGCUGGUCUCGUAACUAUGGUCAUGGUGCUAGACACUGUUGGUUUGCCUGCAGAUGCGGUGAUCAAUAUUGUUGCAGUUGAUUGGCUACUGGAUAGAUUUCGAACCACAAUUAACGUGAUGUGCGACUGCCUAGGCGCACGCUUGGUGGACAUUUUAAGUGUGGGUGAACUAGGGCAGUUGACGGAAUUGGAUAAAUUGAACGCGGAGGAUCACGAACUGACUGAAAUCGCCAAAGAAGACAAACAUUAGACAAUUCGAUGUCGCGCAAAAAGCUCAUUUACGCAGAAUCGAAAAAUAAAUAUCGUCUGUUACGAUCGAAUGUAAUUUAAAGAUGGUUGGUCCUCUUAAUCGUAUCGUUGUCAAUUCGUUUAAUAAGUGUUACUGCCCAAUUCGUAUGUAUGUAUUUUUAAAUUCUGGGAUUAUCAUAAUUUUUAAACCAUACUGUUCUUUAAAUUUUUAAGACAUAUUUUGUAAUAUAGAAGGAUUUCCUUAUCAAGCGAUAUUUAUUUGCCGCCC
Messenger RNA from Cylas formicarius (sweet potato weevil), 2133 nucleotides. It is a transcript of the gene Eaat1, whose product is annotated as excitatory amino acid transporter 3. Gene Ontology annotation, biological process: L-glutamate transmembrane transport. Bases 235 to 1866 code for a protein of 543 amino acids. Gene Ontology annotation, cellular component: plasma membrane. NCBI's taxonomy places the organism in Eukaryota, Metazoa, Arthropoda, Insecta, Coleoptera, Brentidae. Gene Ontology annotation, molecular function: L-glutamate transmembrane transporter activity; glutamate:sodium symporter activity; neutral L-amino acid transmembrane transporter activity. The record is from RefSeq and is a predicted model, not a curated record. The transcript has 10 exons.